AUGGCCCCAUCCUACGAGUCCGAAUACGAAAUCAUUGAAGAGGAGCCUACAAAUAUCUUUGACUACCAGGACACACCCGAGAACCAGUCAUGGGCUGGUACUUUACCACUCAAACAGGGUCUUUACGACCCUGAAUUGGAGAAGGACGCUUGCGGUGUAGGUUUUGCUGCUCACAUCAAGGGUGUUGCUAGUCAUAAAAUUCUAAGUGAUGCACGAAGCCUAUUGUGCAACAUGACCCAUCGAGGUGCUGUUGGUUCCGAUGCCAGAGACGGUGAUGGAGCUGGUGUCAUGACCUCUAUCCCCCAUAAGUUCUUUGUGAAGGAGUUUACUGGGGCCACGGGCUUUGUGUUACCCCCACAAGGCCAGUACGCUGUUGGUAACUUGUUUUUCAAACCAGAUGAAGAUGUCCUAGUUCGAAGCAAGGCAAAAUUUGAGAAAGUUGCGGAGCAAUAUGGUCUUCGUGUUCUAGGAUGGAGAGAUGUACCUCGUGACAGCACUCUUCUUGGGCCAGCUGCUUUGUCUCGGGAGCCCAAGAUUCUUCAACCUUUUGUCGUACUCAAAAGCUCUUAUGGUGAGGGAAAGGAGCCGGCAAAUACAGAUUCAAGUUUCGAUGAGAAAUACUUCGAACGACAACUAUAUGUGCUACGAAAAGUUGGGACCAAAGAGAUCGGGCUUCAUAAUUGGUUCUACAUUUGCUCUCUGAGCAACAAAAACAUCGUUUACAAAGGUCAAUUAGCACCGGUUCAAGUGUACACCUACUACCACGACCUUGUAAACGUUGACUUUGCGGUUCACUUUGCACUGGUUCAUUCUCGUUUCUCCACAAACACGUUCCCCAGUUGGGAUCGCGCUCAACCGUUGAGAUGGGCUGCACACAAUGGUGAAAUCAACACAUUGAGAGGUAACAAGAACUGGAUGCAUGCGCGUGAAGGACGAAUGCGCUCAGAGUUCUUCGGUGAAGAUCUCGAGAAACUUUAUCCAAUCAUCGAAGUAGGAGGAUCUGAUUCCGCAGCUUUUGAUAACGUACUUGAAUUAUUGGUUAUCAACGGUGUUCUUUCCUUGCCAGAAGCUGUCAUGAUGUUGGUUCCCGAAGCUUGGCAAGACAAUGAAGAGAUGGAUCCAAAGAAAGCUGCUUUCUACGAGUGGGCGGCUUGUUUGAUGGAGCCUUGGGAUGGCCCAGCUUUGUUCACAUUUGCAGAUGGAAGAUACUGUGGUGCCACAUUGGAUCGAAACGGCCUGCGGCCAUGUAGAUUCUAUGUAACUGAUGAUGAUCGCAUUAUCUGUGCAUCCGAAGUUGGUACUAUUUUGAUUGAACCGGAACGCAUUGUUCAGAAGGGUAGAUUGCAGCCUGGGAGAAUGCUUUUAGUUGAUACCGUUGAGGGACGCAUUGUUGAUGAUAAGGAGUUGAAGAUGCAAGUCUCUUCUCGUUUCGAUUUCACAACCUGGACACAAGAGCAAUUGAUUACCCUUCCAAAGGUCCAAGAGAGCUUGAUGAGCUCUGGUGUAGUACUUGACCCUGAAUUGGACGAUAUCAGCAUUCAGAAUGAUAAAAGAUUGCUCGCGUUCGGAUACACAUUCGAGCAGGUCGGCUUGAUUCUGGGGCCGAUGGCUGCCGACUCGAAAGAAGCUCUAGGAUCCAUGGGUAAUGAUGGCCCACUGGCUUGCUUAGCAAACCAACCCCGUCUUUUGUACGAGUAUUUCCGUCAGCUUUUCGCCCAAGUCACAAACCCUCCUAUCGAUCCCAUUCGCGAGGCUGUUGUCAUGUCUCUUGAAUGCUAUGUCGGACCACAAGGCAAUCUUCUUGAAAUUGAUCCUUCUCAAUGCCAUCGUCUCCUGGUUCCUUCCCCAGUUCUCUCUCUCCAGGAGUUCAAUGCCUUGCAUAACAUCCAGGAGUAUCAUAAAGAUUGGACAGUUCAGACGAUCGAUAUCACAUUCCCCAAGAGCAAGGGAAUGUCUGGUUAUAUCAAGGCCAUCGAUGAAAUCUGCAACCAAGCAAAUGAGGCUGUCAAAGCAGGCUACAAGAUAUUGGUCCUCUCUGAUCGUAACGCAUCGGCCGACCGUGUUGCAGUAUCUGCUCUUCUUGCAACUGGAGGUGUUCACCAUCAUCUUAUCCGCAAUAAGGUACGCUCGAAGAUUGCUUUGAUCAUCGAGACCGCCGAAGCUAGAGAGGUUCAUCAUCUUUGUGUACUUCUGGGAUACGGUGCCGACGCUAUUUGCCCAUACCUUGCAUUGGAAUGUAUUCUCAAGAUGAACCGCGAAAAAUUGAUCAGAGGGGGCCUUUCAGAUGAAAGAAUAGUCGAAAAUUACAAACACUCGUGUGAUGGAGGUAUCUUGAAGGUCAUGAGUAAGAUGGGUAUUUCUACUUUGCAGAGCUACAAGGGUGCUCAGAUCUUCGAGGCGCUGGGUGUGGAUAAUUCUGUCGUCGAUAAGUGCUUCACAGGAACAGCAACACGUAUUAAGGGAAUUACAUUCGAAUAUAUCGCCCAAGACGCAUUCGCUUUCCACGAGCUGGGAUACCCAAGCCGUUCAAUUGUCUCUCUCCCUGGCCUUCCGGAAUCAGGAGAAUAUCAUUGGCGUGAUGGUGGUGAAGCUCAUGUUAACGACCCUGUCAGUAUUGCCAACAUCCAAGAUGCAGUGCGCACGAAAAACGACAAAUCAUAUGAAGCCUACUCUCUUUCAGAAUAUGAGCAAAUUAAGAAUUGUACCCUACGAGGAAUGUUGGACUUCAAUUUCGAAAAGUCUAAGCCAGUCCCGAUCGAUCAAGUAGAACCAUGGACCGAAAUUGUUCGUCGGUUCUGUACCGGUGCUAUGUCUUACGGAUCAAUCUCCAUGGAAUCUCACUCGACCCUUGCUAUUGCAAUGAACAGACUCGGCGGUAAAUCAAACACUGGCGAAGGUGGUGAAGAUCCUGAACGAAGUAAUGUCAUGGAAAAUGGCGACACCAUGAGGUCGGCCAUCAAGCAGGUCGCUUCUGGGCGUUUUGGUGUCACUUCUCACUACUUGGCCGAUUCCGAUGAGCUUCAAAUCAAAAUGGCCCAAGGAGCGAAGCCUGGAGAGGGAGGCGAGCUUCCUGGUCACAAAGUCUCACAAUCGAUUGCACGUACCAGACAUUCAACUCCAGGUGUUGGGUUGAUUUCUCCUCCUCCACAUCACGACAUUUAUUCCAUCGAGGAUCUGAAACAGCUCAUCUAUGACCUGAAAUGCGCUAACCCCAGAGCCCGCGUUUCAGUCAAACUUGUCUCCGAAACCGGCGUUGGUAUCGUUGCAUCAGGUGUGGCUAAGGCCAAGGCUGACCACAUUCUCAUCUCAGGACAUGACGGUGGUACUGGUGCCUCUAGGUGGACUGGUAUCAAAUAUGCUGGACUACCAUGGGAGCUUGGCUUGGCCGAAACUCAUCAAACACUCGUGUUGAAUGAUUUGCGUGGUCGUGUAAUUGUGCAAACAGAUGGUCAAUUACGCACAGGUCGUGAUGUUGCUAUCGCCUGUUUACUAGGUGCCGAAGAAUGGGGAUUUGCGACUACACCUCUAAUUGCGAUGGGAUGUAUCAUGAUGAGAAAAUGCCAUUUGAAUACUUGUCCGGUUGGUAUUGCCACACAAGACCCAGAGUUGCGGAAGAAAUUCACAGGAACUCCUGAGCACGUCAUCAACUUCUUCUAUUAUGUCGCCAACGAGCUCCGAGCCAUCAUGGCGAGGUUAGGAUUCAGGACUAUCAACGAGAUGAUUGGUCAUUCCGAGAAACUAUACGUGCGCAAGGAUCUUAUGACUGAGAAGACCAAGAACAUUGAUUUGUCCUUGAUUCUGACUCCCGCUCACACUCUCCGUCCCAAUGUUGCAACUUACAACGUUCGAAAGCAAGACCACAGAUUGCAUGUGCGCCUCGACAACAAGCUGAUUGAUGAAUCAGAGUAUACCCUUGACAGGGGAGUUCCAACUCGCAUCGAGUCAGAUAUUGUCAACACCGAUCGUGCUCUUGGAGCGACGUUAUCAUACAGAAUCAGUAGGCUGAAGGGUGAAGCCGGUUUGGAGCCAGAUUCGGUACAUGUAAACCUAAAGGGGUCUGCGGGUCAGUCAUUUGGCGCUUUCCUGGCACCAGGAGUAACAUUGGAGCUUGAAGGAGACGCCAAUGAUUAUGUUGGAAAGGGACUGUCUGGUGGCAGAGUCGUCAUCUACCCACCGAGAAACGCCUCAUACAAAGCAGAGGAGAACAUAAUCGUUGGAAAUGUGUGCCUUUAUGGUGCCACUUCAGGUCAAGUGUUCUUCCGUGGUGUCGCCGCAGAACGUUUUGCCGUUAGAAACUCAGGUGCCACUGCUGUAGUUGAGGGUGUUGGUGAUCAUGGUUGUGAGUAUAUGACUGGAGGAAGGGUUCUUAUUUUGGGUGAAACCGGCCGCAACUUUGCUGCUGGUAUGUCGGGUGGUAUUGCCUAUGUUUUGGACAUGAAACAGGAUUUCCGCUCGAAGGUGAACAUGGAGAUGGUUGAGCUAUCAGACAUCACUGAUCCCUACGAAAUCUCUUACGUCCGCGGUCUUGUUGAGGAUCACUAUCAAUACACAGGCUCCGAGCUUGCCAAGAGGGUUCUUUUGGACUUUAGAAGAGCGCUUCCUCGAUUUGUUAGAGUCCUUCCUACUGAUUAUAAAAGAGUUCUUGAAGAGGAGGCCCUCAAAGCAGCAACGGCAAGAUCAUCUCACACGCUCUCUCUACUUCCUGGGAACCCAGCUCGUGAGCAGCAAGAAAAGUUACUGGCGAAGGCAAAGGCCAAAGAAGCGGAGGCCAAACACAAGCAUGAAGCGUCUAUGACCGAUCUUGAAGACAGCAUAACAGACACCAAAGCGGAGAAAAAGAAGUCUGCGCUCGUUCUUAACAAAACGAAGGGUUUUAUGCUAUAUGCUCGUCGUAGUGAGAAGUAUCGAAACCCGAAGACUCGAACCAAGGACUGGGCAGAACUCUCCAAACGUCUUGACGAGGACGAACUCAAAUACCAAUCUGCACGUUGUAUGGAUUGUGGUGUUCCUUUCUGUCAGAGCGAUACUGGUUGCCCUAUCUCAAAUAUUAUUCCAAAGUGGAACGAACUUGUUUUCCAAAACCAGUGGAAGAAUGCGUUGUACAAGUUACUUCAAACAAAUAACUUCCCCGAAUUUACAGGACGUGUUUGCCCCGCUCCUUGUGAGGGUGCUUGUGUCCUCGGAAUCAAUGAGGAUCCAGUCGGCAUCAAGAGUAUUGAGUGUGCAAUCAUCGAUCGUGGUUUCGAGAUGGGCUGGAUGGUUCCCACUCCUCCGAGCAUCCGUACUGGGAAGAAAGUUGCUAUCAUUGGAUCUGGACCUGCUGGUUUGGCUGCCGCUGAUCAACUCAAUAAGGCUGGCCAUUCCGUUACAGUCUAUGAACGUGCGGACCGCCUUGGUGGUUUGCUAAUGUAUGGAAUCCCAAACAUGAAGUUAGACAAGUCUAUCGUUCAGCGCAGAACCGAUUUCAUGGCAUCAGAAGGCAUCAAAUUCGUUACAGGUGUUCACGUCGGCCAAGAUAUCACAAUGGCCGAGAUUCAAUCAGGAAACGAUGCCACCAUACUUGCUACUGGCGCCACGGUUCCUAGAGAUCUCCCUAUCCCCAAUCGCAAUCUAGAGGGUAUUCACUUUGCCAUGACUUUUCUACAUGCCAACACAAAGUCUCUACUUGAUACCGAGCACAAAGACGGCGAGUAUAUCUCGGCGAAAGACAAGGAUGUCAUUGUCAUUGGUGGUGGUGAUACUGGAAACGAUUGCAUUGGUACCUCUGUUCGCCAUGGAGCCAAAUCUGUGGUCAACUUCGAGCUGCUUCCUCAGCCACCAAACGAAAGAGCCCGUGAUAAUCCAUGGCCCCAGUGGCCUAAGGUUUACAGGAUUGACUACGGUCACUCUGAGGUCAAGGCUCAAUAUGGAAAGGAUCCGCGUGAGUACUGUGUUAUGAGCAAGGAGUUUGUUAGCGAUGGAAAGGGCCAUGUCAAGGGUAUCAAUACUGUCCGUGUUGAGUGGACUAGAAGCGCUCGAGGUGGUUGGGAUAUGAAGAAGGUUGAGGGCUCAGAGAAGUUCUUCCCAGCAGAUCUUGUACUCCUGUCCAUGGGAUUCUUGGGGCCUGAAGAUCGGGCCUUGGGCGAUAUCGAAAGAGAUCCUAGGAAGAACGUCAAGACUCCUCCUGGAGGUUAUUCAACUUCAGAGGAAGGUCUCUUUGCAGCUGGAGAUUGCCGCAGAGGGCAAAGUUUGAUCGUCUGGGGUAUCAACGAGGGAAGGCAAUGUGCUCGUGAGGUCGACCAAUAUCUCAUGGACUCUACACAACUUCCUGUCACCGGAGGAAUUGUACUCAGAAACCCAUAUCCUGUAGAAAUCCUCGAGCGAGCGGAAACGGCACCCUUACAAACCAUUGCAAUCGCUGCUGCUAGCUAA
This is a messenger RNA of Morchella sextelata, 6411 nucleotides long. RefSeq lists its product as uncharacterized. Gene Ontology annotation, molecular function: iron-sulfur cluster binding; iron ion binding; flavin adenine dinucleotide binding. Bases 1 to 6411 code for a protein of 2136 amino acids. The record is from RefSeq and is a predicted model, not a curated record. Lineage: Eukaryota; Fungi; Ascomycota; Pezizomycetes; Pezizales; Morchellaceae. The transcript has 8 exons.